Labrus mixtus (cuckoo wrasse) is the source of this 2541-nucleotide messenger RNA. RefSeq names its product transglutaminase 2b (gene tgm2b). Gene Ontology annotation, biological process: peptide cross-linking. Bases 137 to 2176 code for a protein of 679 amino acids. The transcript is spliced from 13 exons. The record is from RefSeq and is a predicted model, not a curated record. Gene Ontology annotation, molecular function: protein-glutamine gamma-glutamyltransferase activity. Lineage: Eukaryota; Metazoa; Chordata; Actinopteri; Labriformes; Labridae.
GUCACGCCCACCAUCAGACCGACUGGCACGAGGAGGACUACAAAUAAGACCGAGAUAACUCCGACGAGUGAUACAUCAGUAAACUCUGACCGCGAGAUCUGAAAACACAGUUUAGACAAAGAACAAAGCAGAAGUCAUGGCUCAAGCUCUGGACGUUGAUCGCUGGAACCUGGAGUGUGAGUUCAACAACAUGGACCACCGUACUGAUCUCAACGGGGGGGAUCGUCUCGUUGUGAGGCGAGGCCAACAGUUCACGAUCAGCCUGUACCUUCGCUCUGGAGGCUACCAGCCAGGAGUCAGCUCUCUUGACUUUGUUGCAGAAACGGGUCCUCAACCGUCCGAGAAGUACGGCACCAGGGCCUCCUUCGGUCUCUCUUCCCACGUUGACACUUCCUGCUGGAGCGCUGCGAUCACAAGCCCCCCCGGGGACAUGGUGGCCUUGUCUGUCUGCUCAGCCCCAGAUGCACCUAUAGGCCGCUACACCCUGACCCUGGGGCGAUCAGGACGCAUUGAGUUUAUCCUGCUCUUUAACCCCUGGUGCCCAGGAGAUGCAGUGUACAUGGACAAUGAGCAGAGUUUGGCAGAAUAUGUGUUAUCUCAGGAUGGAAUUAUCUUUCGAGGCGACUACAAACAUCCCAUACCAACUCCAUGGAACUUUGGCCAGUUUGAAAGUGGAAUCCUGGAUGUGUGUCUGAGGAUUCUGGAUAUGAAUCCUAAAUGUCUGAAGAAUCCUGGAAAAGACUGCUCGGGGAGGAGAAAUCCCAUCUAUGUCUCCAGAGUCCUCAGUGCCAUGGUGAACUGUAAUGAUGACAAAGGUGUAGUGCUGGGGAAAUGGACGGAUGGCUACGAAGGUGGUGUCAGUCCCAUGUUUUGGAAGGGCAGUGUGGAGAUUCUCCGCAACUGGGACACACAAGCCUGUCAGCCUGUUCGCUACGGACAAUGCUGGGUGUUUGCUGCAGUCGCCUGUACAAUUUCCAGGGCCCUUGGCAUCCCCUGCAGAGUCAUCACCAACUACCUGUCAGCCCACGACACCAACAACAACCUGGUGAUUGAACGCUACAUCAACGAAAAUGGAGACCUUGUUCAAUCCAGAGAGAUGAUCUGGAAUUAUCACUGCUGGGUGGAGAGCUGGAUGACCAGGCCGGACCUUAAAUCUGAUUUUAAUGGCUGGCAGGCCAGUGACCCUACACCUCAGGAGAAAAGUCAAGGAGUGUACUGCUGUGGCCCCGUCCCCGUCAGAGCCAUCAAGGAGGGCAAGCUCAUGUCCAAGUAUGACGCCCCGUUUGUUUUUGCUGAGGUCAACGCCGAUGUCAUCACCACAAUGAAGAAGAAAGACGGCAGCACAUCCAAAGUCACGACUACCACAGUGGUGGGCCAGAAGAUCAGCACAAAGAGUGUGGGCAACGAUGCCAGAGAGGACGUCACUCAUCUGUACAAGUACCCUGAAGGCUCAGAUGAAGAACGCGAGGUGUUUAAAAAGGCCAACCACCAAAACAAGCUGCUCCAUCAGCAGCAGCAGAACGGAGGACUACACGUCACCAUCAAGGUCACAUCAGACAUGAGGAAGGGCUGCGACUUUGACGUGUUUGCCGUCGUUACCAAUAACACACAAAGUGAAAAGAAGUGCCGCAUGGUGUUCGGCUCCUGUGCCGUGUCUUACAAUGGCUCCAUUGGAGAGAACUGUGGUUUUAAAGAUCUGCUCAAUGUUGAACUCUCACCUGGAGCAGAGAGGCGGGUUCCACUAAGGCUGAACUACUCUAAGUACGGCGGUCUGCUCACUGAAGACAACCUAAUCCGGCUGGCAGCUCUUCUGUUGGAUUACAGCACCAGCGAGCAUGUACUGGCAGUGAGAAACAUAGUGCUGGAGAACCCUGAAAUCAAAGUCAGAAUUCUGGGUGAACCAAAGGAGAAUCGGAAGCUGGCUGCAGAAAUCACCCUUCAAAACCCUCUACCAGAGCCGCUGGAAGACUGCUGCUUCAGCAUCGAGGGGUCCAACCUCACUGGGGGGCGCGUCAUCUCUGAGAGGAUGGGCUCGUCAGUGGGACCAGGGCAGGACGCCAAGGUGAAAAUCUACUUCACUCCCACCCAUUCUGGGCUGAGAAAGCUGGUGGUCGACUUCGACAGCAACAAGCUGUGUCACGUCAAGGGCUACAGAAAUGUCAUCAUUGGAAAAUAAUGGGUUCAAUACCUUUGCAGUGUGUAAUGCAACAUUUGUACUCUUCUAUUGAAACUGUCGAGCCGUUUGAAAACGGGAACCUGCUUGUGCAGUCGUGAUUCAUAUAUUUGAUUUUGAAGUAGCUCAGUGUAUAUUCCUUAUGGCUACAUGUAUAUCAGUUCUUUUAUUCAGGAUCACAGAUAUUGAUAUGUGACCUUAAAAGCACUUUGUAUUCAUUAUGUCAAAUCCAAUCAGAGCAUGCAAAACUUCACGAGAGAAUGUACCGUUUCUUUUCACAAAUAUAACUCAUGAUUUGUAUUUUUAGUACUAUGUACUAUUUUUAUACUUUUUCAGUGGUGCAAUUAAAGAGUUGUGUCUUCACAUUA